AUGUCCGGCGGGGCCCCACUACCGCCGUCGCAGAUGGACCUGCAGAAGGUUGUAGAGGUGCAGUUUGAGAUAUUCAAGGAGAAGCAGAUUAAAGACUACGCCGUGUGCCUCGUGGAGCACGCCAAGUCCUACGAACGCGGCCAGCCUGUGCGUGGGGGCAUCAAUGACCUUCGCAUGGGAACCACCGACUUUGAGUUCGCCUGCGAGACGUGCCACCGGAAGCAUCCGGACUGCCCGGGUCACUUUGGCUACAUUGAACUCGCAGAGCCCGUCUUUAACAUUGGACCCUUUGACAUUGUGCUGCAGGUGCUGAAGUGCGUGUGCAAGUCCUGCGGUGCCCUCCUCAUGGAUACCAGCGACCCGCAGAUGCGCACGCGGCUGCAGCACCUCACCGGUGUGAAUCGCUUGCGGCAGGUGGCAAAGAUGUGCGGCAUGAAGUGCCGCAUGUCAACCGACGCCGCCACUCCUGAGGAGGCGGCUGCAGCGCGGGGGUGCGGUGCCACGCAGCCCCGCAUCGGCCGCUACCUCGGCAUCUACCCCACCCUUAUCAUCAAGGCAACGCUGGAGGAACAGGACAUGGUGUGGCACGCCGACACCGCGCGUCAGGUGCUCGACCGCAUCUCCGACGAGGACGCGCGGUUGAUGGGCUUCGACGCGUUACGCUGCCACCCACGCGAUCUCGUGCUGACAGUCCUUCCGGUGCCCCCGCCGCAGGUGCGUCCUGCCAUCUCCUUUGGUAGCCUCAAGUCCGACGACGAACUCACGCACCAGAUCAUGUCCAUCGUGAAGCGCAACAAUCAGCUGCGGAAGGACAAGGAGUCGGACGUGCAGGCGGCGGUGGACCGCAGCCGGGCGUUGCUGCAGGAGCACGUGGCCACGUACUUCAACAACGCUUCCACGUACUACAAGCCGACGAAGGUGAACGAUACGAAGAAGCUCAAGUCACUGACGGAGCGUCUGAAGGGAAAGUACGGCCGCCUGCGCGGGAACCUGAUGGGGAAGCGCGUGGACUUUUCCGCCCGCACCGUCAUUACCGGCGAUCCAAACAUCGACGUGGAUGAGGUGGGUGUGCCCUUCUCCGUUGCCAUGACGCUGACCUUCCCGGAGCGCGUGAACUCCGUCAACAAGAAGCGGCUGACGGAGUUCGUGCGCCGGCCGGUGUACCCCUCGGCCAACUACAUUCACCACCCGAAUGGCACCACCACUAAACUCGCGCUGCGGCGGGACCGGUCGAAGGUGACGCUCAACAUCGGCGACGUUGUGGAGCGGCACAUCAUCAACGGCGACGUUGUGCUUUUCAACCGGCAGCCUACGCUGCACCGCAUGAGUAUGAUGGGUCACCGCGUGCGAGUGUUGAACUACAACACCUUUCGUCUCAACCUCUCGUGCACGACGCCGUACAAUGCAGACUUUGACGGGGACGAGAUGAAUCUGCAUGCGCCGCAGAGCCUCCUCACAAAGGCGGAGCUGAUUGAGAUGAUGAUGGUGCCGAAGAACUUCGUGUCCCCCAACAAGUCUGCCCCGUGCAUGGGCAUUGUGCAGGACAGCCUCCUCGGCAGCUACCGCCUCACCGACAAGGACACCUUCCUCGACAAGUACUUUGUGCAGAGUGUGGCGCUCUGGUUAGACCUCUGGCAGCUGCCUGUGCCAGCCAUACUGAAGCCACGCCCACUGUGGACAGGCAAACAAGUCUUCUCCCUCAUUCUUCCGGAGGUGAACCACCCGGCGACGCCGCAGGACCGGCCGCCUUUCCCGCACAACGACUCCAGCAUCAUGAUCCGACGCGGGCAGCUGCUCUGCGGGCCCAUCACGAAAGGCAUCGUCGGUGCCGCUCCUGGCUCCCUCAUCCACGUCAUUUUUAACGAACGCGGCUCGGACGAGGUGGCACGCUUCAUCAACGGGGUGCAGCGUAUCACAACCUUUUUCCUCAUCAACUUUGGCUUCAGUGUCGGGGUGCAGGACACCGUCGCGGACUCGGACACGCUGCGGCAGAUGAACGAGGUGCUGGUGAAGACGCGUGAGAACGUCGAGAAGAUUGGGGCGGCGGCCAACAACCGCACGCUCAACCGGAAGGCCGGCAUGACGCUAUUGCAGUCCUUCGAGGCUGACGUGAACAGCGCGCUGAACAAGUGCCGUGAGGAGGCGGCUAAAAAGGCCCUGAGCAACGUGCGCCGCACGAACAGCUUCAAGGUGAUGAUUGAGGCGGGCAGCAAAGGGACGGACCUCAACAUCUGCCAGAUUGCCGUCUUCGUCGGCCAGCAGAACGUUGCGGGCAGCCGUAUCCCGUUUGGCUUUCGCCGCCGCACUCUGCCUCACUUCAUGCUGGACGAUUACGGGGAGACCUCGCGCGGCAUGGCAAACCGCGGGUACGUGGAGGGGCUCAAGCCGCACGAGUUUUUCUUCCACACAAUGGCAGGGCGAGAAGGGCUGAUUGACACGGCUGUCAAGACCUCCGACACCGGGUACCUGCAGCGCAAACUCAUCAAGGCCCUCGAGGACGUUCACGCCGCCUAUGACGGCACUGUGCGCAACGCCAAUCAGGAACUCAUUCAAUUCAUGUACGGCGAAGACGGAUUGGACGGGGCUCGGAUUGAGGGUGGCCAGUUGUUUCCGCUGCCAUUUCGGGACAACAAGGAGAUGGAGGGCACGUACAAGUACGAGUACGAUGAUACGGGUGCGUUUAACGAGAAGGUGGGUGGCACCUACAUGGACCCGCACGUGAAACGAAUGCUGCGCGCGGAUCCAGAGAACGUGCGGAAGCUCCAGGGCGAGUUUGAUCAGCUUAUGGCCGAUCGCGACUGGGCACGCAGAAUGAUGGACCUGGAGGAGCGGGAGAAGCUGAAGCUGAACCUCCCCGUCAACAUUGGCCGGCUCAUCCAGAACGCGCGGAGUACCAUGGGCAAGCGCAGUCAGGUCUCUAACCUCAGCCCCGUCACCAUCAUUGACAACGUGCGAAAGCUGCAGGAGGACAUGCUGAAGCUGUUCCCGUGCUACCACAAGGGCGUGGAUGGCCGCAUUUACAACGUGCUCAGCCGGCAACGGAUUGAGAAUGCCUUGACACUGUUUGGCGUUCACCUGCGCCAGAUGCUUGCCUCCAAGCGGGUGCUGAAAGAGUAUAAACUCAACGAUAAGGCCUUUGAGUACCUGCUUAAGGAGAUACGCACCAAGUACCUACAGUCGCUCGUCUCCCCUGGCGAGAACAUUGGGGCGAUCGCGGCGCAGUCCUGCGGGGAGCCGGCGACGCAGAUGACACUCAACACAUUUCACAAUGCGGGUAUUUCCUCCAAAAACGUUACGCUUGGCGUUCCACGACUGCUUGAACUGCUCAACGUCUCACGGAACCAGAAACAUGCGAGCAUGAAUGUUGCUCUGUACCCGCCCUGGGACAAGAAGCGCACUGCGCAGCAGGCUCAGCACCUCAUCGAGUACUGCACUUUGGAAAGCGUCACCAAGCGCAUCCAGUUCAUCUACGACCCGGACCCACGGGAGACGGUGGUGGAGGCGGACCGUGCCAUCCUGGAGCUGGAGUGGAGCGUCAUGGACGAGAGCGACGAGCGGGUGCGGCUGCAGGAGGUGGAGAACGGCUCCCCAUGGAUUGCGAGACUCGAACUCGACGCUGACAUGUUUGUCGAUAAAGCGCUCAAUAUGAAGGACGUCAAGCAGGCGAUCCUGCGCGUGGACGACGGCUACGUGAUAGAGACAGGCAUGGCAAAUGAUACAAAGGAGCGCACAAUACGCAUGCGGCCCAAGAAGAACGACGGCGCCGACUCCAUUCCGCGGCUGAAGCAGGCCAUCCCGGAGUUGCUGGCGCGUGUGCAUCUGCGCGGUAUCCCUGGCGUACGCAAGGCGCUGUUAAAGGACAGGACGACGUUCACCGUGGACCCCGCCACAGGGAAGAUGACAGGUGAGAAGACGUGGUUGAUUGACACGGACGGAACUGCACUGCGCCGCACUUUCAUUGGCAUAGUGGACGAGAAGGGCAAUAACAUCAUUAACGCCACCCGCACGAAUAGCAACAAGGUCCCUGAGGUCUGCAGCUUGCUCGGCAUUGAGGCGGCACGCUACAAGAUGUUGCACGAGCUGCGGGAGGCUUACCUUGCCUAUGGUCUUAACAUUAACUACCGGCACUACACCAUACUGGUGGACACGAUAUGCCAGCGGGGGUAUUUGAUGGCCGUUUCCCGCGUUGGUAUUAACCGCUCUGAGACGUCUGGGCCGCUGAUGCGCUGCUCGUUUGAGGAAACCGUGAAGGUUCUUAUGGCCGCCGCGGCAUUUGGUGAGCGGGAUCCCGUGCGUGGUGUGUCGGCGAACCUUGUGCUUGGUAACCAGGCCCGCAUUGGCACGGGUCUCUUUGAUCUCGUGCUGAACAUGGCGGCGUUGCAGCAGGCGGUGCCGCAGGAGGAUGCCGUGGCUCCCGGCAAGGACGUGAACGUCUACCACGGCCUUGCCUCAACCCAGAACCUGCCGUCGUCCAUGCCGCACCACGCAAAGCACCACGAGGCCACACCCUUUGUGAACGACACAAGUAUGUUCUUCCGUGAGGGCGUCGGUGGCAGCUCCUUGGCGGCGCCGUUCACCGCGUCAACGCUCUACGGCGGGGUGCAUGAGGCGAGCGCGGCGCACUUCAGUCAGGCGUACCCCGCGAUGGGCGUGGGGGAGCCGCGGGUGCGGGUUCCAAGUGCCUCGCAGCCGUACAGCGUCAUGCCGUCGGCGAGCAUGUACAACCCGGCCUCCAUGCAGGCCCCCUCGGUGGUGCCCGGCAGCAUGGACUACAGCGAGGCCUCCUCCUUUCACCUGCAGUCCAGCAUGGCAAUGCCGUCCGUCCACUCGUCCCCGCACCACGAGCCGCAGCUGGCGUUUGGUAACAGUCGCCUCGGCGGCCUCUCCCCAGCAUACGUGCCCUCCGUCAUGUCGAGUGUGGCGGCGCAGCCGUACCAGUGCAGCGGUGACUCGGAGUCACAGCAGUCCGCGUCGUACGUGCCGACGCUGUCGCCCGCCUACUCAGCGUACACGGCACGGCGCUCCGUGGCGGCGUCACGCACCAGCACCUCACGCGUCGACCCGCAGGCGUGGCUGCAGCAGGGGGAGGACUCCCCAAGCUACGUGCCGACGUCGCCGGGGCCACACGCCCUGCCGCCUCCCGUCGGUGACUUCUCCCUUCCAGAGGAUGCGGAGGAGGAGGAGCACCACUAG
Trypanosoma rangeli is the source of this 5193-nucleotide messenger RNA. RefSeq names its product DNA-dependent RNA polymerase II largest subunit RPB1. The transcript has a single exon. Gene Ontology annotation, cellular component: RNA polymerase II, core complex. Gene Ontology annotation, biological process: DNA-templated transcription. Bases 1 to 5193 code for a protein of 1730 amino acids. NCBI's taxonomy places the organism in Eukaryota, Euglenozoa, Kinetoplastea, Trypanosomatida, Trypanosomatidae. Gene Ontology annotation, molecular function: DNA binding. The record is from RefSeq and is a predicted model, not a curated record.